This is a messenger RNA of Papilio polytes (common Mormon), 1307 nucleotides long. RefSeq names its product alpha-2-macroglobulin receptor-associated protein-like. The record is from RefSeq and is a predicted model, not a curated record. Gene Ontology annotation, cellular component: endomembrane system; endoplasmic reticulum. Gene Ontology annotation, biological process: regulation of receptor-mediated endocytosis. Bases 57 to 755 code for a protein of 232 amino acids. The transcript has 6 exons. Gene Ontology annotation, molecular function: receptor antagonist activity; low-density lipoprotein particle receptor binding; heparin binding. Lineage: Eukaryota; Metazoa; Arthropoda; Insecta; Lepidoptera; Papilionidae.
UGAAUGUGUAUGGAUUGAGAGAGCAUUUCGAUGACAAGCAUAUCGGAAGACAGAAAAUGGACCCAGAGCAUAAUUCAGCAAUGGAUGAAUACAUUAACCGCAGUUUAUUCAAAGACAAGAAGUUGAACAUGCUGUGGUCGAAGGCGGAGGCAUCAGGGUUUACUCCGGAGGAGCUGGCGGCGCUGCGCGAGGAGUUCACACACCACCAGGAGAAGAUCGACCAGUACUAUGAUUUGCUCGGCAAUGUGGAGACAGAAGGACAUGAAGGAUUUAAAAAUGCCAUUAAUGAUGAAGAAAUGGUAAACUUCAAUGAAGUGAACUUGGAAACAAAUGAGGUAUUGAACAAGGACUUCGUGGAUAAGGCCAACUUGUUAAGAGAUAAGCACCGCGGUCUGCGCGACGGAUAUGACCGUCUCCAGCGCAUUUCCGCUAGAGGUCCCAACAACAAGGAGUUCGUGGAGCCGAAGGUGCAAGGCUUGUGGCGAAUGGCCGCCGCCGCCAACUUCACGGUCGACGAGCUCGCCUCUAUAAAGGUGGAGCUGCAGCACUACGAGUCUCGCCUGCUGAAGCUGCGCCACCUGCAGGCAGACCACGUAAGCAAUCUAGAGAAACAUCACUCCAAGGUGGCAGCUAGUGGAGACAAGAUGGACAUGUUCGCGGAGCAGCAGCAGCAGAUAAAGAAGCAUUCCAGAAAGGUAGAGAAGAUGCACGACGAUUUGCACAAGAGGAUCGCACAGCGUCACACAGAGUUGUAGUUAUUUUUUUUUUUAAUUAGGAAUAUAUUACCUUUUAAGUAACCAGUGAUUUCCAAAGGCAUUUAUUUUAUAAAAUCAAGAAUGAAAAGGUCUUCAUUUAAACAGAUUUUAAAUAUUCUUUUACAAUUAGAAAUUUAGUUAUAAAUGUGCUGGAUUUCGCCGUGACGCCAACAGGAGCAGCUAAAGUGUACGCAGCAAGAAUUUUUACAUUGACUUGAUCUCUGUCGCACCUAAGUAAAUAUUCUACUCCUGAAGUUUGAAGAUCGUUAAGUUUUAUUAUUACUGUUUUUUGUAUUGCCCAUCAAAAAUGUUUACUUUUUUUGUGUAAAGAAUCUUUACAAACACCUACAUAUCAAGUUGUAAAAAAAGAGGACAAUUAUGAUUUCGUCAUUUUUAUAAGUCGCUAGAUUUGAUUAUUUUUAUUACAUUUUCUUAAUUCAGUUUAAAGGUUUAUUUUUGAGAUCUAAUUAUUUUUAAAAAACUCAUUUGGUGUUUGACACAGCUGUAACUGUAAAGUACAUAUUUUUGUUUAAAUAGAAUCUCUUGUUUUUA